Molecule: messenger RNA, 4709 nt
Organism: Siniperca chuatsi (mandarin fish)
Lineage: Eukaryota; Metazoa; Chordata; Actinopteri; Centrarchiformes; Sinipercidae
Product: tetratricopeptide repeat protein 39C
Exons: 14
Coding region: 690-2426 (578 amino acids)
Biological process (GO): otolith morphogenesis; cilium assembly
Molecular function (GO): protein binding
Source: RefSeq, a predicted model, not a curated record
CUCUGUCUCUGAUUCUCUGAUUCUGUGAUGCUCCUCACCUGCCCGUCAUCACUGUGACUGCAGGCGGCUCAGUCUGCGCGUCCAUUGGCGUGACGCUUAGAGGAGCGGGGUUGGGUUUGGAGCCUGCGGCUGCAGAGGGAGUCUGAGGGAUGAAGGCUGACAGGAUGCAGCUUCGCCUCAGCGGGCCUCAACCCUCCAUCCUCCCGGCGAUGCGCUGUGCGUUAUGACGCCAGGCCGUUUGACGAGUGCAUAACGUGGGACUGGCAGAGCAGCACAUUAGCCUGGACCCCCGUUAUGUAACGCAUCGGAUGCUGCUGCUGCACGGCAGAGCGUUGCAGGGGAAAAGACUGACGGAUGGCUGAUUUAGUUACAGAUAACGGUGAGUUGGCUUAUGACUGAGCGUACAUACGUCAUGCUGUCGGCAAGUACAAUGAUAUUUGUAAAUCGCUGGAGUGCAGUAUGAUUAAGCCCGUCUGGGCAUCAGUGGCCUAUCCCUGAGGUGCACAGACGUCUGGAGCCUGCGGAAGCUGCACAGCCUUUUCUUUUAGCCGAGGCGCGUCUCUGUUUAAAUCCGUCCGACAUCAGUGGAAAUAAACCAAUGCGGGUUUGUUUCAGAGAGGAAACAGGUUCACAUUUUGUUCUCCAUCGCACUGGUUUAAUCCAGCAGCCACUGAGCUGUGGUAUAAACAAUGGCGGGUCCCGAGCAGUCCCAGCAGCAGCAGCAGGUAGAGGAGAAGGCAGAGCACAUAGAUGAUGCUGAGAUGGCCCUGCAAGGUAUUAACAUGCUGCUCAACAACGGAUUCAAAGAAAGCGACGAGCUUUUCAGGAGAUACAGGACCCACAGCCCUCUGAUGAGCUUUGGGGCCAGUUUCGUCAGUUUCCUGAAUGCCAUGAUGACAUUUGAGGAGGAGAAGAUGCAGACGGCCUGUGACGACCUGAGGACCACUGAGAAACUGUGUGAGAGCGACAGCGCCGGAGUCAUAGAGACAAUCAGAAACAAGAUUAAAAAAAGUAUGGACUCCCAGAGGUCAGGCGUUGUGGUCGUGGACCGCCUACAGAGACAGAUUAUUGUUGCUGACUGUCAGGUGUACCUCGCCGUGCUCUCCUUCGUCAAGCAGGAACUUUCAGCUUAUAUCAAAGGAGGCUGGAUUCUUCGUAAGGCGUGGAAAAUGUACAAUAAGUGCCACAGUGACAUCAGCCAGCUGCAGGAGGCCUGUCAGAGGAGGUCCUCUGUCCACCAGGAGUCCCUCUCAACGGACAACGCCAACCACAACGCGCCAGUGGAGAACGCCGUGACGCCCGAGGCCCUGGACCGGCUCAAGGGCUCCGUCAGCUUCGGCUACGGCCUCUUCCACCUGUGCAUCUCCAUGGUACCACCACACCUGCUCAAGAUUAUCAACCUGCUGGGUUUCCCUGGUGACCGUCUCCAGGGCCUGUCCUCUCUUAUGUAUGCGAGUGAGAGCAAGGACAUGAAGGCACCACUAGCUACGUUGGCCCUCUUGUGGUACCACACAGUAGUGCUGCCUUUCUUUGCUCUGGAUGGUUCUGAUACACAUGAGGGGCUGCUGGAAGCCAAAGCUAUUCUGCAGAGAAAGUCGGUGGUUUACCCCAACUCAUCCCUCUUCAUGUUCUUUAAAGGACGGGUUCAGAGGCUAGAGUGCCAUAUCAACAGUGCUUUGGCCUGUUUCCAUGAUGCAUUAGAGCUUGCAUCAGACCAAAGAGAGAUCCAGCAUGUGUGUCUCUAUGAGAUUGGUUGGUGUAGCAUGAUAGAGAUGAAUUUUGAAGAUGCAUACAGGUCGUUUGAAAGGCUGAAGAAUGAGUCGCGUUGGUCGCAGUGCUACUAUGCCUACUUGACCGGAGUGUGUCAGGGUGCUUCAGGUGACCUGGAUGGAGCAAGUGGUGUUUUCAAAGACGUGCAGAAGCUGUUCAAGAGAAAAAACAACCAAAUAGAGCAGUUUGCUGUCAAAAGGGCUGAGAGAUUGAGAAAGACUUCGCCCACCAGAGAGCUGUGCAUCCUCGGUGCAAUUGAAGUGCUGUAUCUGUGGAAAGCGCUUCAAAACUGCUCCUCAUCUAAACUGCAGAUAAUGAAUCAGGUGUUACAGAGCUUAGAUGAAGCUUCGUGCAGAGGCCUGAAACACCUCCUUCUGGGUGCCAUUCACAAAUGUCACGGAAAUAUGAGAGAUGCUGUGCAGGCAUUCCAGCUGGCUGCUAGAGAUGAGUACGGACGACAGAUCAACUCAUAUGUUCAGCCUUAUGCCGUCUAUGAGCUCGGAUGUAUACUCCUUGCCAAACCGGAGACAGUGGGAAAGGGGAGAUCAUUGCUACUUCAAGCAAAGGAGGAUUUUACAGGCUAUGAUUUUGAGAACAGGCUUCAUGUCCGCAUCCAUUCAGCCCUGGCUUCUUUGAAGGAAGUAGUGCCUCAGUGACUCCAGGAAAGGAAGCUACAAUGGCUCAAGCUAUGCCCAUGGCUUUUUGAACCAAGUUUUAAGUCAUUCAAAAUAACUGUAUGACAUCCCAGUGAACAGAGUCCUGUGGUUUUCAUUCUUAAAGAAUUUGGGGAGAUACACUUGUUUCUCAUCUUACCCAGUCAGAUUGAUAUGAAGUGUCAUCUCUGUGCAUUUUGUACAGAGUUACUGUAUACUGUAUGUGGGUAUCCACAAAGUAAUGGAAAUGGAUAGCCUAGCUAUGGCUAGCAAGUUAAAAAAAAACUACGCCUAAAAACUCCAAAGCUAUGAUACCGGUACAGACACCAAGCUAGUGGAUACAUCCACCUGGAAGGCCCACUAAUGGGACCGCACUGUUGAGAAGCAGCAUGCCACAGAGCAGUUUUUGGUGAAAAAUAGCUCUAGCUGCUUGUAAAACCACAAGGUCAAAGUUUUUUUUUGCAUUUCUGUUUUAUGGCGUGUUCAUAAACAGUAUACCCUGUAUAAAUAAGACAUCUUUAGGCUUGUUGGACGGCACAUUUUUUCAAUUUGACGAGCAAAGCUAGUUGUUCCCCCUUGCUUCCUGUCCUAGCGGUAAGCUAGGCUAAACACGUCCCUGGCCUAUUUCUGAAUAAGUUGCACAGAGAUGAAAUUGAUAUCAAUCCUUGACCCUGGCAAAACAACAGACAAGCAUAUUUCCCCAAAUCUCUAACUGUUCCUUUAAGUGUUUUCCGCACCCAAAUGUGUUAGCUAGCUAGUAACAAUUUUCCUCAUUAACUUGUGUAUUUAGAGGAUUUCAGUCAUGCCUUCUCCUCCCUUCAGUGAGCAAUUCAGCACAUAAAAGUACAUUUUUAAUGAGAUCAUAUUUCCCUUAAUAGAAACUUUACAAUGAGUAAUAAAAGACACAGUGUUUUUCACAUUAUUUAAAAACAUGCAGAGCAUUAGAGCAGCUUCAAUAAUAAAAUAGAAUUAAUAAUGCCAAUUCUUUGCCAUAUCAUGAAAAAGAUAAAGGAAAGAUUAGUCAAAUUUAAUAUUUGAUUUUAUACAUUCUUAUAAAGGACUCAAUGGGUUGUUAAUUGUUUUGCAAUGUUUAGCAAAUGGACGUUGAAUCAUAUCCCCAAGGGGCCACUUAAUAUAUUCACAAUGGAAAUAAAAUAACAAACUUGUAGUCUAAUUAAUUACCAUGGGAAGAGUUAAACAGUGCCAAAAAUUUUCACUGGUCACCUAAAAUCACACAUAGAAACAACUCGGCUGCUGUGAGUUAGCUAUUCACAUUCAAGUAGUUAGAUAUGAUACAUUUAUAGUAAUUGAGAAAUCACCACACUACACAAUGCCCUAAUUAUGUUUUUUAUGUGGAAACACCGGGCAUUGAUCCUGUGCACUAUGCAUGGUAUGGCAGGGUAACAGUGGCUUUAAGACUGUAUUGAAGACAAAUGUACCUGUGUGUCCAUCCCUGCAAGUAUAUUAAGGUAUUAUUUAUAAUACAGUACACUUGGUACUGUAAUGUUACCAUUGAAAGGUGCUGCUAAAUGUCAGCCUAAUAAACAUACAUUACUAGUGACUUAUUUUAAUAGUGUUUUAGUGAUACAAGCUUUUGAAUUAGUCCAUAAUAGUGACAAGUGUAUUCAUUACAUAGCAAAAGUUGUACUUUUACAAGUGUCAUUUACCGUAUGCUAUUUUAGUUUGAGUCUUGAACCUACAAAUCCCGUGAUGGCCGGCAAGACAGGCUGCAGUGUUGUAGAUCAAGCUGAUUCAAAAGUGUGAUCUUGAAUUGGACAAAGAAUAAUAUUUCUGUGACAAGUGAUUUUAACAAACUUUCUCAACACAGUUUCACACUGUACAUAUGAAUUAUUCUGUGCAGGGUAUUGCGUUUUAUUAACGAGCACUCUGAGUUUUUGUCAUGCGAGCAAUAUAAGUAAAAACAGGGCAUCUUACAGCAAUUUACAAAGGCUUUCAACAAUGACUCUGUGUUUUUCAUCCCAUGUUCAAGGUUGUGGACAUAUAGAUUUGUUUUGCUCUCAUUAAGCUGGAUAGACAAAGCCAGUCAUUCCCUGUGGCUGUGAUGGAUGUAAACUGUGGUAAAUGUUAAGGUGACCACUGUGCAAGUGGUCUGUGCGGUGCAAGUAAUGUAACAGUGAAAUGUCAGUAACCUACCCAUUGUACCAAAUACUUAUGUUACUAAAAGAUUUUUUCCUUUUGUCAUGACAUUUUGUUGAAAUUGAGAUCAGGAUGAUGGUGUUCCAAUGUGUCACUGAACUCUACAAUAAACUGCUCUCCAUGAAUCUA